Malania oleifera is the source of this 2442-nucleotide messenger RNA. Its product is annotated as cysteine-rich receptor-like protein kinase 25. Gene Ontology annotation, molecular function: ATP binding; protein kinase activity. Bases 161 to 2218 code for a protein of 685 amino acids. Gene Ontology annotation, biological process: protein phosphorylation. The record is from RefSeq and is a predicted model, not a curated record. The transcript has 7 exons. NCBI's taxonomy places the organism in Eukaryota, Viridiplantae, Streptophyta, Magnoliopsida, Santalales, Ximeniaceae.
GAAGGGUAUGCCCUGCGAACUUCGACUUCCACUAUUCACAUUUCUCGGAAGCUUCAAUCUAAAUUACUUCAUCAAACUAAUAAAAGAAGUUGAACUCAUUUCCAUGUUUAGCUCAAUUUGCUAAUCUCAAAGAAGAGACGAUUCAUCAUCGAUCUCCACAAUGCCACCAUCAUCUUGCAGCGUUGAUUCCAGAGCCUGCUUAAUGCUUCUCUCUACUGCCUAUCUUUGCUUGCUACUACAAGUGAUCCAUACCACCACAGCCAGCCCUUCGUUUCGUUACAAUUUCUGUGGCACAAACACAACCGAGUUCUCCCCAAACAGCACCUACCAAUCCAAUCUCAAUCUCCUCCUCUCUUCUCUUUCUUCCCCAAAUGCUACCCUCAACAGCGGUUACCGGAACUUCACCAUCAAUAGUGGCAGCCAGGACACUUCCAGCCCCAUCUACGGCAACUUUCUCUGUCGAGGCGACAUCGGUGCCACCAGCGAGUGUGGAGAAUGCGUGACGACCGCGAGUAGUGAGAUAGUCCGGCGGUGUCCAAGAGUGAGAACGGCAAUAAUUUGGUACGAUGAGUGCAUGUUGCGCUACUCCAACAUAUCUUUCUUCUCCACAAUGGAUGAAGCACCAAGGGUGUUUCUUUGGAAUAUAGGGAACAUCACAGAGUCGAGUCGGUUUUCGGAGUUGUUGGCAGACACCAUGAAUGAGAUAGCAACACGCGCUAUGGUCGAUCAAUCUACUCCCGAGAAGUUUGCGACUAAGAAAGUCAGCUUCACGGGGUUUCAAACGUUGUACAGCCUUGUCCAGUGCACGCCGGAUCUCUCUUCCGACGAUUGCAACCGAUGCCUGCAUGUAGCUAUUGGGGAUCUUCCACGUUGCUGCAGUGGAAAGCAAGGGGGAAGGGUUUUGCUUCCGAGUUGCAACGUAAGGUACGAAGUUUACCCAUUUUAUAACGAGAGUCUAGGCGCAGCACCAACACCUGCACCAUCCCUUCGCCCUCCUCCCCCUGGGUUUGUAUCAACUCCUACAGAAAAAAAUAAUAUUUCAUCCAAAACAAUUAUCGCCAUUGUUGCUCCAAUAGGUGUUUGUGCGCUGCUUUUCUCUUUAUUAUACUAUAUUUGGUGUAAGAAACCAAAGAAGAAAAGCAAGCUUGUACAUCAAGAAAGUGGGAGUGAAAUUGCUACAAUAGAGUCCCUGCAAGUUGACUUUGCUACAAUUAAAGCUGCUACAAAUAACUUCUCUAAUGAUAACAAGAUUGGUGAAGGGGGAUUUGGCGUAGUCUACAAGGGUGCACUUCCUGAUGGGCAAGAAAUAGCUAUAAAGAGGCUAUCUAAAGCCUCUCGGCAAGGUGUAGAAGAAUUUAAGAAUGAGGUUGUAUUGUUGGCCAAGCUACAACAUAGAAAUCUAGUGAGACUAUUGGGAUUUUGCUUGGAAGGAGAAGAAAAGAUACUCGUUUAUGAAUUUGUUCCUAAUAAAAGCCUCGACAAUUUUCUAUUUGAUCCUGAAAAGCAAGGACUAUUGGAUUGGUCCAAACGUUACAAGAUUAUUGGAGAAAUCGCUCGAGGGCUUCUUUAUCUUCAUGCAGAUUCUCGACUUAGAAUUGUACAUCGUGAUCUCAAAGCUAGCAAUAUUUUGUUGGAUGGGGGUAUGAAUGCAAAAAUUUCAGAUUUUGGUAUGGCAAGAAUAUUUGGUGCAGACCAAACUCAAGGAAGUACGACAAACGUUGUGGGAACAUAUGGUUACAUGCCUCCAGAGUAUGCCAUACAUGGGCAUUUCUCCGUGAAGUCUGAUGUGUACAGUUUUGGAGUCUUAAUUUUGGAGAUCGUAAGUGGCAAGAAGAUAAGUUAUUUUGAUCAGGGGGACUGCAUUGAGGACCUCAUAAGCUACGCCUGGAAACUAUGGAGGGAUGGCGUGCCCUUGGAGUUGUUGGAUCCAACAUUGAGAGAAACUUACUCAAGAAACGAAGUCCUUAGAUGCAUCCAUAUCGGUUUACUAUGCGUUCAAGAAGAUGUUGCAGCUAGACCCACGAUGGAAUCAGUAGUUCUUGUGCUCGGUAGCCUCACUGUUACUCUACCAUUGCCUCAGCAACCUGCAUUCAUUCCUCAUAGUAUGACACAGCCAGGAUCGCUCGCUAUAACGGAUGCAGAGUCGGAUCAAUCAAAGAGCAAGACCAUGCCAUGCUCUGUAAACGAAGCUUCAAUUACAGAACCCUAUCCCCGUUAAUAAAGUGCAAUUAGGAAUAAUGAUGUCUAAAAUUUAAGUGCUCUAAUAAAUAAAUGUAUAUUUAAGUUCAUAGUCGUAGCUAGCAAGUUUGUAAUAUUUGCUCUUUUGUAAUACUUGCUCAUAUGUGUAAAUGGCAAUAAUUUGAAAUUUAAAAAAAAGAAGAAGAAGUAAUGUAUGUAUGUAUGUACAUAUUCUACGUUAUUCUAAAAGUCAAAAUUCCUUUU